CAGCAGCGGCCGUAAGACAAACAGCACCAGCAGCAGCAGCAGCAGCAGCAGCCGACCACACUCCUCUAUCCACCGUGUAAAUCCCGCAGCAGAGCCAUGGAGCCGGAGGGGCUGUGAUGUACCUGGCGCGCUCGCUGCCCACAUCCAGCCGUGCGCUCCCGGCGCGAGGCGCGUAACCGGGGGGAGAGAGCGCGCGCGUGUUGUGUGUGUGUGUGUGUGUGUGUGUGUGUGUGUGUCAUCACCACCACCGUGUCGCUUGCUGAGACACCCCCGUGCAGGACAGAGGGAGAGGAGAGGAGAGGAGAGGAGAGGACAGCGGAGGCCGAUUCAGGAUAUAAGGGGCAACGGACGCGCCGCGGCUCCUCGCGUCCUCCAUCAUGGCGAGUGACUCUCCCGCCCGGAGCCUGGACGAGAUCGACCUGUCCGCUUUGAGGGACCCUGCCGGCAUCUUUGAGCUGGUUGAGCUGGUGGGAAAUGGCACCUAUGGGCAGGUGUACAAGGGUCGCCAUGUCAAGACUGGGCAGCUGGCGGCCAUCAAGGUCAUGGAUGUCACCGGGGAUGAGGAAGAGGAGAUUAAAGCGGAAAUCAACAUGCUGAAGAAGUACAGUCACCAUCGGAACAUUGCCACCUACUAUGGAGCUUUCAUCAAGAAGAACCCUCCUGGCAUCGAUGACCAGCUCUGGCUGGUCAUGGAGUUCUGUGGAGCCGGCUCCGUGACAGACCUGAUCAAGAACACCAAGGGAAAUUCUCUGAAAGAGGAGUGGACCGCCUACAUCUGCAGAGAGAUUCUCAGGGGUCUGACUCAUCUCCAUCAGCACAAGGUCAUCCACAGAGACAUCAAGGGACAGAACGUCUUGCUGACUGAGAACGCAGAGGUCAAACUAGUGGACUUUGGUGUUUCGGCCCAGUUGGACAGGACAGUAGGUCGGAGGAACACAUUUAUUGGGACACCGUACUGGAUGGCACCAGAGGUCAUCGCUUGUGACGAGAACCCUGACGCCACGUAUGACUUCAAGAGUGAUUUAUGGUCGCUGGGAAUCACGGCAAUAGAGAUGGCCGAAGGAGCACCACCACUGUGUGACAUGCACCCGAUGAGAGCCCUCUUCCUCAUCCCGCGCAACCCUGCACCCAGACUCAAGUCAAAGAAGUGGUCCAAGAAGUUCCAGUCGUUCAUAGAGAGCUGCCUGGUGAAGAGCCACAACCAGAGACCCAGCACGGAGCAGCUCCUCAAGCACCCGUUCAUCCGGGACCUGCCCAACGAGAAGCAGAUCCGCAUCCAGCUGAAGGACCACAUCGACCGCACCAAGAAGAAGAGGGGCGAGAGGGAUGAGACGGAGUAUGAAUACAGUGGCAGUGAAGAGGAGGAUGAAGAAAGAGACAUGGGUGAACCGAGCUCCAUCAUCAACACCCCCGGGGAGUCGACCCUGAGGCGGGACUUCCUGCGCCUCCAGGUGGCCAACAAGGAGCGCUCGGAGGCGCAGCGGCGGCAGCAGCUGGAGCAGCAGCAGAACGACGAGCACAAGCGCCUGCUGUUGGCCGAGCGGCAGAAACGCAUCGAGGAGCAGAAGGAGCAGCGGCGGCGGCUGGAGGAGCAGCAGCAGCGAGAACGUGAGCUGAGGAAGCAGCAUGAGAGGGAACAGAGGAGGCGCUACGAGGAAAUGGAGCAGCUCCGCCGAGAGGAGGAGAGGAGGCAUGCAGAGAGAGAACAGGAGUAUAUUCGUAGACAGCUGGAGGAGGAGCAGAGGCAGUUAGAGAUUCUCCAGCAGCAGCUACUACAGGAACAAGCGUUACUCCUGGAGUACAAGCGGAAGCAGGUCGAGGAGCAGCGUCAAGCCGAGCGGCUACAGAGGCAGCUCCAGCAGGAGAGAGCCUACCUGGUGUCUCUACAACAGCAGCAGCAGCAGGAUGGAAGGCAAGCGGAGAAGAAACCGCUUUACCACUACAAAGAUGUCAUCAAUCCCAACGACAAGCCUGCCUGGGCUAAAGAGGUCCCGAAGCAGCAACAUGCGCACGGUAACCUGCCCCAGUCGCACCUACAACAUCACAAGUCGUUCAACCAACCAGCUUCGUCGGCCCACGCCCAAGGCCAGCUCAGAUCUCACGCCCCUAGGCGAACCCAGUCCCAUGCUGCCAAUUUCCUCUCCACCCGCCUUCCCAAUAUCUGCAUUUCACUAGACCCUUCAGAAUCCCUAGAUCCGGGGCUGAAGCAGGAGAUAAGUCAGCAGGUCAGAGAGUUUAGGGCUCAGAAACUCGGUCAGAGGGGCUGCAGUCCAGGGGCCACUGAGAAACAGAGUCAUCCUACUGGUCAAGGACCCAGUAACGGCGUUUCUAAGAGCAAUAAAGGACAUUCCAGUCAAGGGCCAAUCAGCCAGUCUAAUCCAGCACCAAACCUUUGUCCUCUGGGGGGAAAUAAGUCUAGGUCUGUCUCUGCCCCUAGUCAGUUAUCCAUCCCAGGGCUAAUGUCUCCAGACCAACAGCUUAUAGCCCAAAUUCUGCACCAAGGACAGGUGCAGAAACCCCAGUCUGGAUCAAACCAUGUUUCCAACCCUGCUGCCAAACUGGUGGAGGAGCGAUCUAAGCUGAACAGACAGAGCUCCCCAGCGCUGCAGCACAAAGUGUCCAACCGCAUCUCCGACCCCUCCCUCCCUCCCCGCUCCGAGUCCUUCAGCAGCGGGGGCAUGCAGCCCGCCCGCAACCCGCCCAUCCAACGCUCCAUCGAACCACAGAUGGCCCACCUGGUUCCAGUGAAGACCCACUCCAGCUCCAUGUCCGGUUCUCAGUCUCUGCAGGAUCAAACGGGCUCGGUGCUGAGUGAAGGCGUCAGUGUCGGGUCCCCCAGGCCCGAGAUGCCCCGGCAGAACUCAGACCCCACAUCGGACACCCCCGGACCACAGCUCCGCAUCAACAACAGGGAGGAACGUGAUCGGGAACGAGACCGAGACAGGGAUCGGGACCGGACUGCCUGGCUGAGAGAGGAGGACGCUCCACCAAAGGUCCCCCAGAGGACCACCUCCAUCUCCCCAGCCCUGGUCAGGAAGAAUUCCCCGAAUGGAGGACUGGGUCUGGGCCCUCGCACGGGUUCUCAGCUCAUACGGGCCAGUAACCCAGACCUGAGGCGCUCGGAGCUCUCUCUGGACGCCAUGCUGCAAAGAACCUCCUCCAACUCGUCCUCGUCCUCCUCCCCUUCAUCUCAGGCAGGCUCUGCAGAGAGGAGAGGUCAAACCAAGCAGGAAGGAUCCCCUCCAGGAGCCAAUCAGGAGGCAAAGUGCAAACAGGAGGAGGGCCGCGAAUCAGCCAGACCCAGCAGACCUGCUAGCUAUAAGAAAGCCAUAGAUGAGGAGGAGCUGGACCUAAGUGCAUUGGCUAAGGAGCUCAGAGAACUGAGGGUGGAGGAGGGCAGCAGACCUCCAGUCAAGGUGACAGACUACUCGUCCUCCAGUGACGAAUCGGAGAGCAGUGAUGAGGACGGGGAGACGGUGGGGCACGACGGGACUGUUGCUGUCAGUGACAUCCCCCGCAUCAUGCCAGCAGUGCAGAGCAGUGGCGAGUCGUAUGGAGGGCUGACAGAGGACUCUCUCGGAGAUGUCUAUAAUAGCUCCAAGGACGGCACUCUAGUGAUGAGAGAGGCGGAGGAGAGGAGGAGAGGCAGCCACACUGAGAGCAACGGGUUUGGGAAUCACGGUAACCACGGUAACCUCCCUGACCUGGUCCAGCAGAGCAACUCCCCCUCGGCCACGCCCACCACAGCCCUGCAGGAAUUGGCCGACAUGGCUGAGUUUGGUAUGGGUGGGUCCAAAGCGUCCUUUACCCCAUUUGUUGAUCCACGUGUCUACCAAACAUCCCCGAGUGAAAACGACGAAGAUAACUCAGCAGAAGCCAUGUUUGCGAAUGAGCUGCUGAGGCAGGAGCAGGCCAGACUGAACGAGGCCAGAAAGAUCUCUGUGGUCAACGUCAACCCCACCAACAUCCGACCUCACAGUGACACACCCGAGAUCCGCAAAUACAAGAAGCGCUUCAACUCCGAGAUCCUGUGCGCCGCACUCUGGGGUGUGAACCUGCUGGUGGGGACAGAGAACGGUUUGAUGCUGCUGGACCGAAGUGGACAGGGCAAAGUUUAUAACCUGAUCACCAGACGGCGCUUCCUGCAGAUGGACGUGCUGGAGGGGCUGAAUGUGCUAGUCACCAUAUCUGGGAAGAAGAACAAGUUGCGCGUCUACUACUUGUCCUGGCUGAGGAACAGAAUAUUACACAACGACCCGGAGGUGGAAAAGAAGCAGGGGUGGAUCACAGUCGGGGAGCUGGAGGGCUGUGUGCAUUAUAAAGUUGUAAAAUAUGAGAGGAUUAAGUUCCUGGUGAUUGCUCAGAAAAACGCCGUAGAAAUCUAUGCUUGGGCUCCGAAACCCUACCACAAGUUCAUGGCCUUCAAGUCAUUCACUGAGUUGCAGCACCGUCCCCAGCUGGUUGACCUGACGGUGGAGGAAGGUCAGAGGUUGAAGGUGAUCUACGGCUCCAGCGUGGGCUUCCAUGUCAUCGACGUGGACUCGGGCAAUCCUUACGACAUCUACAUCCCCUCGCAUUGUGCCAGACAGACGAAGAUCCAGAGCCAGGUGACACCCCAUGCCAUCGUGGUGCUGCCUAAGACUGACGGCAUGGAGAUGCUGCUGUGCUACGAGGACGAGGGCGUUUACGUCAACACGUACGGCCGAAUCACCAAGGACGUGGUGCUUCAGUGGGGGGAGAUGCCCACCUCUGUUGCCUAUAUCCAUUCUAAUCAGAUUAUGGGCUGGGGUGAGAAAGCCAUCGAGAUCCGCUCUGUGGAGACGGGUCACCUGGACGGAGUCUUCAUGCACAAGAGAGCCCAGAGACUGAAGUUCCUCUGUGAGCGGAACGACAAGGUGUUCUUUGCAUCAGUGCGCUCCGGUGGUAGCAGCCAAGUUUUCUUCAUGACCCUCAACAGAAACUCUAUGAUGAACUGGUGAUGGCUCCUCCCACUGUGCGCACCCUGCCUCACUCUCCCAUUGGCCGGCCCUGGCGACGGCCCUUCUCACAAAUGAACCCGACUGACCCGAGAGGCCACAAGUGAACUCUUUUAACACUGGAGAGACUUAAAAAACAACAAAAAAACAUGGGAAUAAAAGAUAUCGUAGAGGAAAAAAAAUGACAAUGACCUGUUCUAAAUGAAGAGACGCGUGACCCUCGAUUAUGGUCGGGGGUCAUACACAGAAGCCAUCGUUACUCAACUGACUUGGCAAACUGGUGCCACUGACUUUCCAAGUAUUCUCUUUCCCCCCUCUGUCUGUGUCCGUCUGUCCGUAACUCUGAUCCCGUUGUGUCCGUCUCUUCUCUGCAAAUGGGCCAGUGCGUUCGGCGACUGUAGAAAAUACUCUUUACGCCCGUCUCCUUCUGUCUCUCUUCUGCCCCUUUGUCUCCUGCUAGAGCUAGUCAUGGAGGAAUAAUAGUGGAGGAAUGACAUUUCAUUUUGAAUUUGAAUAAAUACUUCUGGAGAUGACAGCAAGGGCGGCAGAGGGACGACAAAUCGACUUUGGAUGGCGACGGUGAAAGGGGACGCCCUGAUUGAUUUCCUUUCUCCUCUGCCGCUCCUCCUCCACCUCCACCUCCACCUCCUCCUCCUCCUCCUCCUCCGCUUCCUCCUCCGGCCGUCUUUUCAGGCUCUGAGUAGACAGAGUUGUGAUUUAGUGUUCGAUCGCAUUUCUCCGAUAGAGAUGCAGCGAGACUCUGCUGUCACAGGCAGGUCGCAAUAGUAUGCAAAGCAGAUGUCUGUGUCCCUUUAAAACGAAACCGCUGGUCCGUUAUGUGUUUUUCUCUCCUCUCUUCCCUCCUUCCUCCUUUCUUUCCCUCCUCCCAUCAUCACCAUCAUCACCACUCAUCUCCCUGUUUUCACUCUUUAAACUCUGAAGGUGCUGCAUCAGAUAUACUGUAAUAUUAAAUGAACAAUGAGGGCGUCGUUCUGCUCGCUCGGUUUCCUUUCUUCUUCCUUUCUUUUUCUCUGUGGCACAGUUUGGAGUCAGUCAGUCUUUGAAGCUUGAUGAAAUGUACAGCACGUGUCUCUGAAAUCAAGAGUGUGUGUGUGUGUCAAUCUGAGUAUGAAUGUGUGUGUUUGACUUUUUGUCAAAGUGAAAUAUUGACCUCUAUGUCCUCAAAAAAAAAAAAAGGUCAAGUCAUUCUGUCUCUGUGCGUGAACUUCUUCCUUAACGCGAUCAAAGCAACACUGAGUGUGUUUACAAAGCUGAUGUAUGGUAUUAUCUUCUUAGUGUGAAGUUUAUGAGUUGGUGUGUCUGAACACCAUGCAUUUAAAAAUAGGCAAUAUUAGUGGAUGGUUAUGUUUUUUUUUGUUGUUGAGAAGGGGGGGGGGGGGGGGGCUAUGUUUCCAUUUCCUCUAACACAUUAAUGUUACUGGCUGCUCACGUCUGUGGCCGUGUCGCUGUGGGAGAUAUGAUGAUGAUGAUGACGCUUAUGAUCACGACCUCAGCAGGACAUGAGCUCCUAUCCUGAUCAUUGUGUGAACGCGAAGGCGCACGCCGAUCGAAUCAUGCUCAUCCCCGAUUGGCUCCUCUGACUUUUGGCUCCUAACUGUUUGUACAGUGCCUAGCAUGAUGUAAGCAAAACUAAAAAGAGAUUACCACUCCCGUCAUAAACGAUGCUUUGUUUUAAUUUGCCGACGUGGUAACUUUACACUGUUUAUUUUUCUUCUUCUGUGUUAUUAUCUAACAUUAACACAUGAUGUUAUUUGUCCCCUCUCGUGGAGAUGUACAUUAACAACUUGAUUUAUUCCUUGGAAGGAGUAACUGAACAUGGUGUGAGAAAAACCUUGACAUUUCUUCGUAAAUAUUCAGCACAGCUCACUCAAUGAUACAUAUUGUAUUAGACACUAUCAAGGUUGGACGAGUUCAUGCAUAUUUAUGUCAGAGAGCGAUGAAAUGCAGAUUGGCUGCAGGUAUGGCAGCAUGUUGGCCUAUGGUGGCACAAAACAAAUCCUCAAUUGUGUCAUGAUCAUUUUCCGUCAGAUGAUUGAAAUUUUUCUGUUAUAUUUCCAAGGACCCUUUUUACACAUUCACGCCGUAGCUGUUCCUGCGGUGCUGCAAGUUCACUGGUCUCUGUUAGAGAGAGCGCGCUGACAUUUAGCAAUAAAGAGCCGAGCUGAUGAAACCACCGUCUUCCCAGUGUGUGUGUGUGUAUGAUUAAUGAACAAGCGUGAAUGGGACAUUGUUACUUUGUGUGUCCAUUGUGGAAUUCACUCUUCCAAUUGGAAAAUGAUGGUCAAUACACUGAGAACUCUCCUUUCAAAGACGAAACCACUGUAUUUACUUGAUUCGUUUUCCUUUUCUGGUUUUCUUUUAUUUUGAAAGAGCAUUACUAACGAGGAUUCAUUUGUUUUGUAAAAGAGAUGCUGUAAGAGAGAAAUAAAUGAAACUAGAGCAUUA
Messenger RNA from Scophthalmus maximus (turbot), 7442 nucleotides. RefSeq names its product TRAF2 and NCK interacting kinase a (gene tnika). The record is from RefSeq and is a predicted model, not a curated record. Gene Ontology annotation, biological process: protein phosphorylation. Lineage: Eukaryota; Metazoa; Chordata; Actinopteri; Pleuronectiformes; Scophthalmidae. Gene Ontology annotation, molecular function: protein kinase activity; ATP binding. The coding region runs from base 378 to 4979 and encodes 1533 amino acids. The transcript has 37 exons.